AAUUUAUUUCUUUUUCAUGGUCAACACCUUCCAGAAUUUUUCCUCCCUAUUCACACCUUCCACUUUUCAAAAUCCGUAAAAAACCCAAUAUUUUAACAGACUGUUACGGCACCGUUAAAAAAUGCACUACGUUCCUCGUCGUGAGGAACCCAGAUCGGGUUCGUCACAAGGAACCCAACUCUGGGUUCGGCGAGGAACCAAGAUCGGGUUCCUCACCAGGAACCCAGAGGGUUCGAGCUGGGUUCCUCCCGAGGAACCCGAUCUGGGUUCCUCUGAGGAACCCGACUAUGGGUUCCUCGUCGUGAGGAACCCAAAUCGGGUUCCUCACAAGGAGAAGGGUCUAGUGCCAAAGAUUGAGACUUGUAAUGAUAUGUUGAGCUUGUUUCUGAAGUUGAAGAGAAAUGAGAGCACAUGGGUUUUGUAUGCUGAGAUGUUUAGGAUGAAGGUUAAGUCCACUCUUCAUACAUAUAAUACAAUGAUUAAUGUGCUGUGUAAAGGAGGGAAGUUGAAGAAGGCGAAGGAAUUCCUUGUCUUUAUGGAGAGUUUAGGGGUUAAGCCCAAUGUUGUUACUUAUAAUACGAUAAUUCAUGGGUAUUGUUCUAAAGGGAGGUACGAGGGUGCUCGCUUGGUUUUGAAUGCAAUGGUGGCCAAGGGUAUUGAACCUGAUUCGUACACAUAUGGUUCUCUUAUUAGUGGGAUGUGCAAAGAAAAAAGACUCGAGGGGGCAUCAGAGAUGUUCGAAAAGAUGAGAGAAAUAGGUUUGGUUCCCACUGUUGUGAACUACAACACUUUAAUUGAUGCUUACUGCAAUAAAGGGGAUCUAGAUAGGGCUUUUGUUUAUAGGGAUGAAAUGGUUAAGCAGUGUAUAAUGCCGACUGUAUCGACUUACAAUUUGUUAAUUCAUGCUCUCUUUAUGGAAGGGAAAAUGGUUGAAGCUGAUCAUUUGGUAAAAGAAAUCGAAGAUAAAGGAAUGGUUCUUGAUGAGAUAACAUAUAACAUUUUGAUUAAUGGAUACUGCAGGUGCAGCAAUGCUAAGAAAGCAUUUGAUCUCCCUGUGAGGAACCCGAUCUAGGUUCCUCGCCGAACCCAGAGUUGGGUUCCUUGUGAGGAACCCGAUUUGGGUUCCUCAUGACGAGGAACCCAGAGUCGGGUUCCUCAUGGGUUCCUCCCGAGGAACCCAGAUCGGGUUCCUCACAGGGAACCGAGCUUUGGGUUCUCCUGUUCUAAAUUUUUUUUUUUGUGGGGGAUGAUGCACUAAAAUCACCCUAACAAG
Rubroshorea leprosula is the source of this 1273-nucleotide messenger RNA. The record is from the annotation of a GenBank genome assembly. Lineage: Eukaryota; Viridiplantae; Streptophyta; Magnoliopsida; Malvales; Dipterocarpaceae.